Spea bombifrons (plains spadefoot toad) is the source of this 2728-nucleotide messenger RNA. RefSeq names its product CUB domain containing protein 1 (gene CDCP1). The transcript is spliced from 9 exons. NCBI's taxonomy places the organism in Eukaryota, Metazoa, Chordata, Amphibia, Anura, Pelobatidae. The coding region runs from base 207 to 2708 and encodes 833 amino acids. The record is from RefSeq and is a predicted model, not a curated record.
UGGUUUCAGUUUGCCUAAGAGGAAGGUGAAGACGGGCAGAAAACACCUUUUUCAUCAAGCCUGUUUUUUUCCUUCUUCUUCAAUGUGGGACCAAGGUAUACUAAGAGAAAGGAGUCCUCCCUGGGAGAGUUAAGGUGACAAACUGCCUUGUGUAUGGGACAGCGAGAAGGAUUUCCUGGAUAAGGGGAACGCCGACACAUUGUGACAUGGGACACAGGGACGCAGCAAUGUUACUAGUGGGUAUUCUGUUCACUUGGCUGCUUCCACAAAUGACAGAAUCCAUUGACAUCAGCAUACAACCGAAAGACAACAUCACUAUCACAAUAAAACCUGCUUCUACUCGACCGGUAUCCCCAUCUUGCUUCAUCUGUACUAAAAAAGAUGGCUGUAAACUUUCUACAUUAUGGAUAGGCCCAGGGAUGACUGUGGGGUACACCUUCAGCUGCCCUUCACCUGAAAAAUACUUUGUCAUGGAGAUACUCAAUAAAAUCGAUUGCAACAGUGGUUCGUGUCCCUUUGGAAAUGUAGUUCUACAGCCUGCAAGCUUGACUGGCCUUAAUAGAACAUUCUCAUGGCACGUGGCAACUGCCCAGAAUAUUGGCUUGGUAUUAAGCUUUUCAACUCCAUGGCUAAAGCAAAUAGAUUCUUCAAUGAAAUGCCCAGAUCUAGUAACUUACACCAUUGGAACUUUUGUUAGUGGUUCCUCCACCAGUAUUGGAACCUUUUGCUCAAACGGCACUGUAUCACGUAUUAAGUUGCAAGGAGGGGGAGUUGUUACUCUUGAAUUACCUUGGAAUGAAACGCUCACAGAGUCUGGAUUCAGCAUAGCAAACCGGUCUUCUAUUAGAAGGCUGUGUAUUAUUGAAUCCACCUUUCAGAGAGAGUCCAUGAUAACCAUGAUGUCUGCAAAUUAUCCAAAGGGGUUCCCCAAUGAUGAGCUCAUGAUGUGGCAGUUCGCCAUUCCACCAGAUCACAGAGCCAGCGUUCAGUUUCUAAAUUAUACCUUGCCCAACUGCUUGAGGAAAGAGGAGCGAGUGGAAUAUGAACUUGCUUCAUUCCACAACAAUCCAGAAGUAUACAAACUACAAGGCAAUCAACCUGCAAAUAUACCUGGAAACUUCAAUAUGUCCUUGUACAAUUGUGACAUGGACAAUCUCAACCCAAGUGCCCUCACAUUGGUCUUCAGUGUCACAGUUCAGAAGACUCCAAAUGAAGCAAAUAAAACCUACCAUAUUGAUCUAAGAAGAGACAAUGAUAUGAAUGUGCGCAUCUCGAAGCGGCCCAUAAGCGGUCGUCAGUUUGUCAGACUCUGUCUCAUCUGCCAAGGCCAAACUGACUGCGGUACGGAGUUAAACCUGGCAGGCGGCAGAUACUAUAGAAUUUACUUCCUUUGUGAAAAUUUGGACAGCCUGAUGGUAACAGCAGAGAGUGUCAUAGCAUGCUCAGAUAUUAAAACCUGCACCAUAAAAGAUAGGAACCUUGCCAUACACCCGUCUUUGGUCCACCUUCCUGUACGUCUGGAAACAAUCACUUGGAAACUAAUACCUCCACCAAACAGCAGUACUGAAAUAGGGUCCAAAAGUUUAAAACUACAUCAGCCUCUUCCAGGACAAACAUGCAACGCAACAACUACAGCUUUUGAAUAUGGCAUCGCCAGCUCUACUCAAGAAGACCAAUUUAAAAUUGGAACAUUUUGUCCUAAUGGGUCUGUUGAAAAGAUUCAGAUGAAAGGCAACGUCACAAUCAUAUUGAGCACACGGAAAUAUGCCAACACCAGCCAUAUUCUCAUACAUGACUUGUAUGCAUCCUUUGUAACACGCCUUAGAGAAGAGGUUUAUUUUACCGUGAGCCCCAAGACUGGCUCCACCACUCACCUUCACACGCCCAACUGGGAAGAAGGACUUCCAGACUAUGUUUCUCUCUCCUGGAACAUAGAACUUGCUACAAAUCAGUUUGCUAAAUUAACAUUUGAUAGGGAAAAGAUUGGCAUUAUGUGUCAAAUGAACAGCGCGCUUCUCAGGGUGAGGGAAAAGAAAGCGAAUGGCAUCAACAUUGUAACAAAAGAAGAUGAGAAAUUACCACGUACAUUGGAUCUUUACAAUCCAUUUUGGGUGAAUAUCUCCAACUGCAAACCCAAGGGCAGAGACAAUAAGCUUCAAAUACAAUUCACUAUAACAACCGAUUACAGUAGCUCAGAUACAAAAAUCAUUGCAAUUGCUGCCGCUGCUGCUGCAGGCGCUGUUAUUAUAGCCAUUGUAGUAGCCCUCUGCUGCAUCAGAAAAAAGAAAAAAGAGAAAGAAACCCCUCUGGGGAUAUACAAUUCGAAAGUUAACACAGAAAUUCCAAGACGUCAAGGUUUUUUGAGAAAAGGGAGGAAGAAGGAGUCCCAUAUAUAUGCUGUGAUCGAUGAUACAAUGGUCUAUGGCCAUUUGUUGAAAAACACCAAUGGUCCGAGCAACCCAGAGGUGGAUGUGUACCGCUCCUUUGAAGGAAAUAUGUCGGAUCCUCCUCCUCCUCCUGUUCCCCCACUUCUGUCUUCCAAUGGGAGUACUAAAGAGGACCACUGGCAGGAUCCACUUGCCCUUUCAAUGACACAAAAUGAACUUUACACCUUCUCAGAAACUAUCCCAAAGGUCCCUGUUGAAGAUGAAGAUACCAGCUUAUCCUUUCUAGACUAUCAAGGGAAUGGAAAUGUACCAUCAGUCUGAUUUGUUUGAAGAAUGGAGAU